Staurois parvus is the source of this 909-nucleotide messenger RNA. NCBI's taxonomy places the organism in Eukaryota, Metazoa, Chordata, Amphibia, Anura, Ranidae. The record is from the annotation of a GenBank genome assembly.
GCUCCCCGUCUGCACCCCGGAGAGGGGCGACACCGGGCGAGAGCGCCCGAGGGAUGCCGCACGUCCCCGAGGGCGGGGAGACCGCCGAGAAGAACCCGUCGCCGCGGAAGCCGGUGGACAAGGAGCUGGUGGAGCCGUACCGGAGGAACGGGGCAGCAGAACCUGGACGGGACGGGGCUGGAGGAGCCGGCCGUGUUGUCGCCCCUGUCCUCCGAUUCCGGGGAGGCGGGGGAGCGGAACUCUUGUAGCGAGGGGGACGAGUGCUGCAUUGUCAGCGUCGGGACUCAGCCGUCCAGCUCCGACCGCUCCCUGCAGGCCCUGGAGACUGUGCAGGAGGAGCUCAGGGCCGUCAACGAGCGCGCCGACCGGGCGCUGCUGCAGCUCAAGAGGCGGUAUGGACAGCUAAGGAAGCCGCACAUCCAGAAACGCAAUUCCAUCAUACGCUCUAUCCCCGGGUUCUGGGUCACCGCUUUUCUCAAUCACCCUCAGCUGUCUGCUAUGAUCAAUGAUCGGGAUGAGGACACGCUGAGUUACAUGAACAACUUACAGGUGGAGGACAUCACACACCUGAAGUCAAGCUGUAAAAUCAAAUUCUAUUUCAACUCCAACCCUUAUUUCAAGAAUGACAUCAUCAUCAAAGAGUUCCAGUACGGCCCCUCCGGGCGCCUCACCUCCCACUCCACUCCCAUUCGAUGGUGGCGGGGGCAAAACCCAGACUCGUACCAAGGAAAAUCUGCCAAUGCCACACCGAGUUUUUUCAGCUGGUUCAACGAUCACAGCUUUCCGGCAGCGGACCGUAUAGCGGUGGUAAGUUCCCUAGGAUGUAUUCACCGUAUUUAUCGCCAUAACAUACCAUGUCUCUGUCUACGGGUCCCAGGAUGGUCAGAUGUGAGCGAUUUGUCAGGGUAG